Messenger RNA from Ooceraea biroi (clonal raider ant), 1748 nucleotides. RefSeq names its product Ubiquitin-specific protease 12/46 (gene Usp12-46). The record is from RefSeq and is a predicted model, not a curated record. Gene Ontology annotation, molecular function: cysteine-type deubiquitinase activity. NCBI's taxonomy places the organism in Eukaryota, Metazoa, Arthropoda, Insecta, Hymenoptera, Formicidae. Gene Ontology annotation, biological process: protein deubiquitination. Gene Ontology annotation, cellular component: nucleus; cytosol.
GUCCGUUACUAAUAUCUCUCUCUGGGAAAAGCAGAUUCCGGAGAACAAUCUUCUACGUGAAAAUCGCAGAUGCGUAUCGAACGAUCAGUCAUUCGCGUGUCAACAGCCCUAAGUGGGUGAUCCUGUCCGAUGUGUGCGCUGUACUCUUUUGCCACCGUGACUGUCGCGCUUUUUUUACGGAUAAUAGGUGCAAACAUAUCACAAUUAGAAAGAGAUAUUGGCUCUGAUCAGUUUCCACCUAAUGAACAUUAUUUUGGUUUAGUCAAUUUUGGUAACACCUGUUAUAGUAACUCAGUACUGCAAGCUUUAUAUUUUUGUCGACCAUUUAGAGAGAAAGUCUUAGAAUACAAAGCUAGAAACAAACGAACUAAAGAGACACUAUUAACAUGCCUAGCAGACUUAUUUUAUAGUAUCGCAACUCAAAAGAAAAAAGUAGGUUCCAUAGCACCAAAAAAGUUUAUUGCCAGACUGAGGAAAGAGAAAGAGGAAUUUGAUAAUUAUAUGCAACAGGAUGCGCAUGAGUUUUUGAACUUUCUAAUAAAUCACAUAAAUGAAAUUAUCCUGGCAGAGAGAACUCAAAGCAAGCCGGCCGGAGGAAAGUGUGGGGCAGGGGAUGCUGUUGGCUCGCCACCGGAGCCCACAUGGGUUCACGAGAUAUUCCAAGGAAUACUGACCUCGGAAACACGCUGCCUUAACUGUGAGACUGUUUCUAGCAAAGACGAGGACUUUUUUGAUCUACAAGUUGACGUAGACCAGAACACUUCGAUCACGCACUGCCUCAGAUGCUUCUCCAAUACUGAAACCCUGUGUAGCGACAACAAAUUUAAAUGCGAUCAUUGCAGUAGUUAUCAAGAAGCUCAGAAACGAAUGAGAGUCAAGAAACUACCUAUGAUCCUGGCAUUGCAUCUAAAGAGAUUUAAAUACGUAGAACAGUAUAAUCGUCAUAUAAAAGUUUCUCACAGGGUAGUUUUCCCAUUGGAACUCAGGCUUUUCAAUACUAGUGAUGAUGCUGUAAACCCAGAUCGUUUGUAUGAUUUGGUGGCAGUUGUGAUACAUUGUGGAAGUGGGCCUAAUCGAGGGCAUUACAUUUCUAUAGUUAAAAGUCAUGGAUUCUGGUUGCUCUUUGACGAUGACAUGGUCGAUAAAAUUGAUGCAUCAACUAUAGAAGAUUUUUAUGGACUUACGUCAGAUAUUCAAAAGAGCUCUGAAACUGGUUAUAUUCUGUUCUAUCAAUCGCGAGAUUGUAGUUAAAAUUUAAUAUGAAUAGCGAUUGAAGUUGAAUACUUCUACAUGCUAAUUUCAUUUGAAGCAGUUUUUUAAAAAGUGCGCAUGUAAAUUUCUGAAUGUUCUUAUAGUAUGUCAGGUUAUUUAUGAAAAUAAUAAUAAUGUUUGAUCAUGUUUUGUCUCUUAGAAAUACGUGAAAAGAAGCAUUGUAGUUUCAUAAUUUAAUCUAAAUCUCUUCAAAAUUAUAUUUUAUAAAAUAUUGUAUAAAACUAUUCGUUUUAUAGAAACCACCGAUUGUUUCAUAAUCAUGAAAAAUUUUGAAAGCAAUUUAUAUGUAAUGUUUAUAUUUAUAUUUAUGUUUGAAAGCUAGUCUAUCUCCGAAGAGGAGAGUGAACUCGGUUAUUUACGUUAUUACAAUAAUUUACGUGUCCAUUGAUAUAGAGAGAAGAAACGUUGGAAGCACUAUCAGAUUCUAUACAAAUGUAAAGAAAAUAUGACUGAAAAUAAAAAUAUUGUUAUGAAAA